AUGGUUGCGGUGAUUGACUCGUUACGCCAGCAGAUAGCAACAUGCGAGGCUACGCUCCAGGACUUGCAUCAGCAGCUGGCGGAAGCCGAACACAAUCAACGCCAGCAGGAGAGGGUGCUGCGCAAGACGAAACCGCUGACGACAGACCCGCUUGAUCACGACAUGAACUUUGGUGUCCCUGAUGACUUCCGCUCAGAAGUAUUUGCUGUUCUAGAUCAUGAGGCGGAACCGCAAGAACAAGACGAGUCGAACAAGCUGGGGAGAUGGCCUCUCGAGAAGAACGAGUAUCGAAGAUAUGGAAGGCAGCUGAUUAUGCCAGAGAUUGGCUUACAGGGCCAACUCCGCCUAAGAAGUUCCCGAGUUCUCGUUGUGGGAGUAGGAGGCCUAGGAUGUCCGGCUGCAGCGUAUCUAGUCGGAGCAGGAGUAGGUACUGUGGGCUUGGUAGACGGCGAUGUGGUCGAAGAAUCGAAUCUCCAUCGCCAGAUUCUGCACUCGAGUGCAAGGGUCGGCAUGACAAAGGUUGAAAGUGCGAUGGUAGCGUUGAACUCGCUGAAUCCAAACGUCAAACUCAUACCUCACAUAUUACGACUCACCCCAGAAACCGCCAUCUCCAUCUUUAAAAACUACGACCUCGUGCUCGAUUGUACCGAUACGCCUGCAUCCCGCUACCUGAUCUCCGACACUUGUGUCCUUCUCGGCAAAACACUUGUCUCAGCGUCAGCUCUUCGCAUCGAUGGUCAGUUGAUGGUACUUAACAACCCACCUUCGCCACCAGGAGAUCCCACAGGAGGCCCAUGUUACCGCUGCGUAUUUCCAAAACCACCACCUCCGGAGUCUGUGGUGUCGUGUGGUGAUGGCGGAAUCCUAGGACCUGUUGUAGGCGUCAUGGGUGUCCUGCAAGCUUUGGAAACAAUCAAAGUCCUCACCAAAAAGGCGACUGGGACCGAGCCUGCUCCAGCAGAUCCACCAACACUGCUCAUAUUCUCCGCUUACUCGAACCCCAUGUUCCGGUCAAUACGGUUGCGUUCACGGAAGGCGAAGUGUACAGCGUGUUCAGCACAAGCAACUAUCUCCCCCCAGGUGUUAGAGUCGGGGAGUCUAGAUUACGCUCAGUUCUGCGGGAGCAUCAACCCGAUCGAUGCGCUUACACCGCAAGAACGUAUAUCAGCUGAGAGCUAUGCAAAGCUACGAUCUGGGGUGAACCCUUUCACAGGUACCGUUUCCAACAAGGAUAACCACAUCCUCAUCGAUGUGCGCGAGAGAGUGCAAUUCGAGUUAUGCAGUAUUGACGGCAGUGUCAAUAUCCCAUUCUCUACAGUAUCAAUCACUCCAGGUCUCAGCCUCAACCCAAAUACACCAAGUCCUGGUUCCAACGAUAUGUAUGUCGAUGAGAACGACUGGGCCACGCAGCUAAGACAGACCGAGAAACCCAUUUUUGUCGUCUGUAGACUGGGUAACGACUCACAGCUUACAGUCAAGAAAAUGAAAGAACUGGGGCUUAAUUACGGAGGGAAGAGAUUCAUUGGAGAUAUCAGGGGUGGUUUGCAGGCUUGGAGGGAAAAGGUGGAUGCCGAAUUCCCAGAGUAUUGA
This is a messenger RNA of Cucurbitaria berberidis CBS 394.84, 1590 nucleotides long. RefSeq lists its product as uncharacterized. Gene Ontology annotation, cellular component: cytosol; cytoplasm. The record is from RefSeq and is a predicted model, not a curated record. The coding region runs from base 1 to 1590 and encodes 529 amino acids. The transcript is spliced from 3 exons. Gene Ontology annotation, biological process: tRNA wobble position uridine thiolation; protein urmylation. Lineage: Eukaryota; Fungi; Ascomycota; Dothideomycetes; Pleosporales; Cucurbitariaceae. Gene Ontology annotation, molecular function: URM1 activating enzyme activity; thiosulfate-cyanide sulfurtransferase activity; adenylyltransferase activity.